Pangasianodon hypophthalmus (striped catfish) is the source of this 11330-nucleotide messenger RNA. It is a transcript of the gene plxna4, whose product is annotated as plexin A4. Gene Ontology annotation, biological process: negative regulation of cell adhesion; regulation of GTPase activity; regulation of cell shape. Gene Ontology annotation, molecular function: protein binding; semaphorin receptor activity. The transcript has 32 exons. The record is from RefSeq and is a predicted model, not a curated record. Gene Ontology annotation, cellular component: semaphorin receptor complex. NCBI's taxonomy places the organism in Eukaryota, Metazoa, Chordata, Actinopteri, Siluriformes, Pangasiidae. Bases 1413 to 7127 code for a protein of 1904 amino acids.
AGCAAUUCUUUACACGGUCUCUGUGCUCUUGUAGAGGAUGCUGUUAUUUCUUUAUAUAGAUAUAUAUUUAUUUUAUUAUACCUGUGCGGCUGUGCAUGCGGGAGCGCUGCGGGAGAGCACUGCACCAUCCGCGCCCUGAGAGCGAGCGAGAGAGGACACACACAUCCACACACACAUCCACACACACACACAUGCUUCAUCUGCUGCUUGCUUGACUACUGUUUUCACGCACAGCUUUGAAGUAUUGAUGAUUUGAAUGUGAAAUCAUCACCACCACCACCAUCAUCAUCAUCAUCAUCAUCAUCAUCACCACCACCAUCAUCAUCAUCAUCAUCAUCGUUAUUACGCGUUCACGGAAAACGCGCGUUCCUCGAGUGUAACUUCGGUAAUGCGGUGAUGCGCGUGAUGGCAGGAUUUCUCUGCUGUGGAAGCCUCGGCGUUGCGGAGUUGAAUCGGAGAAGAUGGUCCUCACCUUUUAGCACCGAUGCGGCAUUUUAAAGAGGCAUGACACUCUUCAUCCUCACGGCGCAGCGUGAACGCUCUCAGCCGUACGCGUUCUUCUCCUGGAGCGGUGCAGAAGUUCGUCUGUGAUAGGCAAAUCGGCUAUUCUGACUGCACCAUGUUCUCCAGAUUGAUGAUAUCACCAGCAUAUGAUAUACAUGAGGAGUGCAAUAUUGCAUAUUAAGUGUCAGAUGCAAAAAAAAAAAAAAAAAGAAAAAAAAAGACUUAUUGUGACCACGAGAUAAUUCACCCUGAUUCAUUAAGUCCAAGCUGAGCAGGUAGAAUAUACAAGACAUCCUAUAUGAGGCAGGAAAUGAGCACGUCAUGGCAUGUAUGAAGUUAGGGGUUAAAACUGCUUUGAUGGAUUUAUGUCUGGAUUUAUGUAUUUAUUUAUUCCAUGCGCUCUUGGAUAGACGCGCUUUGGCGCAGGCGGGGAAACGCGACUUUCCGCGCACAGCAUGGAGCGCAAUGUGGUGUAGCUACCACAGCAAAGAAAAAAAUAAAUUAAUCAGGAAAAAUAAUAAAAACAGCCCAGCGCGGAUUAAACACCUGCAGUGUUGAAGUAAUUCCUACAGUGUUUAUUUAAUCACACACUCUGUGUGUGAAAUCCACACUGGGGAUUUUUAGUGCGCAGCUUCAAAUCGGCACUUUGCGCGCGAGGAGGGAGUGAACCUUUCUAGCGCUCACAGCAAGCGCACUCCGGCUUUUCUUUUCAUUUCCUCAUACGGGUUCGAGUCGGCAAUCCUGCAGUCGUUCACAAAGUUACAAAGUCAUGCACUCUCUGGUCUGGGUGCUGACUUUACAGCAGCAAACCACCUGAGGUCCAUAAUGUCCUCAAACUCAAGACAAGCCUGAACAUCUGCUGCGAAUACUUGACUUGAAACCUAUUUCUGCACCAUACUGUCAGGACAAUGGCUUCCCACCAUAGAAAAUUGAACUGUUUAUUAGUUUCUUGCUGCUUCUUUGUUUUUUUGCUUCCCCUCUCCACCUCAAGGCCUCAGCAGCCUUCCAUUGCAUCCAAAGUGGAUGAGCACUACAGAACUUUCCAUGCUGAGAACCCAGAAUGGACCUUUAACCACUUGGCAGUGGACUACAGAAAUGGGAAUGUGUACCUUGGUGUGGUGAACCGUAUUUAUAAGCUCUCACAAGAGCUAGAUGUGCUGGUGUCGCACCAAACUGGCCCAGAGGAGGACAACCGCAACUGCUACCCACCGCGAAUUGUGCAGCCCUGCAGCGAGCCACUGACGCUCACCAACAAUGUCAACAAAAUGCUAUUAAUUGACUACAGAGCAAACCGGCUGCUAGCCUGCGGGAGCCUCUACCAGGGUAUCUGCAAGCUGCUUCGUCUGGACGACCUCUUCAAGCUUGGAGAGCCCUUUCACAAGAAAGAGCAUUACCUCUCAGGUGUCAAUGAGAGUGACUCUGUUUUUGGCGUCAUCGUGUCUUAUGGUGACUCCUCACCUGACAAGCUGUUUGUGGCCACAGCAGUGGACGGGAGGCCUGAGUACUUCCCGACCAUCUCGAGUCGCAAACUGGCUCGCAAUUCAGAGGAGGAUGGCAUGUUCGCCUACGUCUUCCAUGAUGAGUUUGUGGCCUCCAUGAUCAAGAUCCCAUCAGACACCUUUACCGUGGUGCCUGAUUUUGACAUAUAUUACGUGUAUGGCUUUGCCAGUGGCAACUUCGUCUACUUCCUAACACUGCAGCCGGAGAUGGGCGGUGGUCCAGCUGCGGGUUCAUCCUCGGCCAACCGGGAACAGGUGUUCACUUCCAAACUGGUGCGACUCUGCAAGGAUGACACGGCAUUCAACUCAUAUGUAGAGGUUCCCCUGGGUUGUGUUAAGGGUGGUGUGGAAUAUCGCCUUCUCCAGGCUGCCUACUUGUCUAAGGCAGGUACCAUCCUGGCUCGCUCACUGGGUGUGGGACCGGACGAUGACAUCCUUUACGCUGUGUUCUCCAAAGGCCAGAAGAGGCGGCCAAAGGAAACGUCUCAAGAGUCUGCCUUGUGCGUGUUUGCCCUGAAGGAGAUCAAUGAGAGAAUUAAAGAUAGGCUGCAGUCCUGUUACAAAGGAGAGGGCACACUGGAUCUGGCCUGGCUCAAAGUGAAGGAUAUUCCCUGUAGCAGUGCGCUCCUGACCAUUGAUGACAAUUUCUGCGGAUUGGAUAUGAACGCACCGCUCGGGGUGUCCGAGAUGGUCCGUGGGAUUCCGCUGUUCUCCGAGUCCAAUGACAAAAUGACCUCGGUGAUUGCCUACGUCUACAAGAACCACUCUCUGGCCUACGUAGGCACCAAGAGCGGCCGGCUGAAAAAGAUCCGGGUGGACGGACCAUCCCACGGCGCUUUUCAGUACGAAACGGUGCAGGUGGUGGAAAACGGGCCGAUCCUGCGCGACAUGGCCUUUUCGGCUGAUCAGCACUUCCUGUACGUGAUGUCAGAGACCCAGCUCACUCGUGUUCCAGUAGAGGCUUGUGAGCAGUAUUCAUCCUGCAAUGAGUGUCUGGGCUCCGGGGAUCCUCACUGCGGCUGGUGUGUGCUGCACAGCAUGUGCACCAGAAAGGAGAAGUGUGAGAGGUCAUCUGAGCCGCGCCGCUUCACCUCGGACAUCAAGCAGUGCGUCAGGCUGAGCGUCCACCCCAGCAACAUCUCAGUGUCCCAGUACAGUGUCACGCUUGUCCUGGAAGCCCACAAUGUUCCUGAGCUCUCCGCUGGCGUGAACUGCACCUUUGAAGACCUGGCUGAGAUGGAUGGACUUGUGGAAGGCAAUCGUAUCACUUGCAGCUCUCCCGCUGAGAAAGAGGUCCCACGCAUCAUUGUAGACCAAGGUGACCAUCAGAUUGUGCAACUCUACCUCAAGUCUAAAGAAACAGGACUAGCUUUUGCCAACACAAGCUUCGUCUUCUACAAUUGCAGUGUCCAUAAAUCGUGUCUUUCUUGUGUUGGAAGCCCAUACCAGUGUCACUGGUGCAAGUACCGUCACAUCUGCACCCAUGACCCACGCAGCUGCUCUUUCCAAGAGGGACGGGUCAAGCAGCCUGAGGAAUGUCCCCAACUGCUUCCUGCUGAUCGGAUCCUGGUGCCAGUGAACGUGGUGAAACCCAUCACCCUGCGUGCCAAGAACUUGCCCCAGCCGCAAUCGGGCCAGCGUGGCUACGAGUGUGUGCUCACCAUCCAGGGGGUGGAGCAAAGAGUCCCCGCCCUCCGCUUCAACAGCUCCAGCGUGCAGUGCCAGAACACCUCAUACUCGUAUGAGGGGAUGGAGAUGAGUAGCCUCGCUGUGGAGCUGACGGUCAUCUGGAAUGGAGAUUUUAGCAUCGAUAACCCGGCCCAAAACAAAGUACACCUGUAUAAAUGCGACGCGAGGCGUGAGAGCUGUGGUCUGUGCCUGAAGGCUGAUCCGCUGUUUGGCUGUGUGUGGUGUAAAGGGGAGAAGCGCUGCACUCUCAAACAGCACUGCCCUCAUCCACAGAGCAUGUGGCUCGAACACAACGGCAUCAACAGCAAGUGCACACACCCAAAGAUCACCAAGAUUACCCCACUGCGAGGGCCUCGGGAAGGGGGUACACUGGUGACAAUUCGCGGAGAGAACCUCGGCCUGGACUUCCACGAGAUCCAGGGUAAUGUUAAGGUGGCCGAGGUGGAGUGCACACCCGUACCGGAGGGAUACAUCCCUGCUGAGCAGAUCGUGUGCGAGAUGGGAAAAGCCGAGUCAAGUCAGUUUGCCGGAAACGUCCAAGUCUGCGUAGGGGAGUGUCAGCCCGAGUUCAUGGCCAAGUCCUCCAAGUACUACUACUUUGUGGUCCCCAGACUGCACUCUCUGAAGCCCAGCCGCGGUCCCGUAUCCGGAGGCACCAUCGUCAACAUCACAGGAAGCAACCUGGACUCCGGAAGCAACGUGUCCAUCAUGUUCAAGGACCAGAAGUGCACUUACCACAGACGAGGGGGUCAGUGGAUCACGUGUCGCUCUCACGCAUCAACUCAAGGCAACGGGGAAGUAACCGUAUCUGUGUAUGUAGACAAAGCCCACAUCCACAAGGACCUCCAGUUUGAGUAUGUAGAAGAUCCGACUGUCACCAAGCUGGAACCAGAAUGGAGUAUUUUCAGUGGAAACACACCAGUGACAGUGACCGGAACCAACCUGGACAUCAUCCAGAACCCACAAAUCAGAGCCAAGUACAACAACCAGGAGACGACCAACUUUUGCCAGGUGCUCAGUUCCACCACGAUGCUGUGCCAAGCCCCAGCGCUGCCCGGUGGCCUGAGCAGGCAGAAAGAGGUGGUAGAGAAACCUGACGAGUUUGGCUUCGUCCUCGACAAUGUGCAAGCUGUGCUGGCUCUCAAGAACAUCAAUUUCCUGUAUUACCCCAACCCCGUGUUCGAGCCUCUCAGUGCAUCUGGAGUGCAGGAGCUUAAGCCUGGAUCUCCCAUUAUUCUGAAGGGCAGGAACUUCCUCCCCCUUACCCCCGGUGGCAACGGCAAACUGAACUACACUGUUCUGAUCGGAGAAAAGCCCUGUGCCUUAACCGUAUCUGACACCCAGCUGCUGUGCGAAUCACCCAAUCUAACAGGACGCCACAAAGUUCUGGCGCGUGUGGGUGGCAUCGAGUUUUCCCCUGGUGUGGUCCACAUCACUUCGGACAGCCCCCUCAGCAGCACUGCCAUCAUCAGCAUUGCUGGAGCCGGAUGCCUCCUCAUCCUCUUCAUCAUCAUCGUACUCAUCGCCUACAAGCGCAAGUCCCGCGAAAGCGACCUGACCCUGAAACGCCUGCAGAUGCAGAUGGACAAUCUCGAAUCCAGAGUGGCGCUGGAGUGUAAAGAAGCAUUUGCAGAGCUGCAGACGGAUAUUAAUGAGUUGACCAGUGACCUGGAUGGAGCAGGGAUCCCGUUUCUGGACUACAGAACCUACACCAUGCGUGUUCUCUUCCCUGGCAUCGAGGAACAUCCUGUUCUUAAAGACCUGGAGGUGCCCGGCUACAGGCAGGAGCAGGUGGAAAAGGGUCUGAAGCUUUUCGGUCAGCUGAUCAACAACAAGGUGUUCCUGCUGACCUUCAUCCGCACGCUGGAGUCUCAGCGAGGCUUCUCCAUGAGAGACCGCGGCAACGUGGCCUCACUCAUCAUGACCGUGCUGCAGAGCAAGCUGGAGUACGCUACUGACGUCCUGAAACACCUGCUGUCCGACCUCAUCGACAAGAACCUGGAGAGCAAGAACCACCCCAAACUGCUGCUGCGCAGGACGGAGUCUGUUGCAGAGAAAAUGCUGACGAACUGGUUCACAUUUCUUCUCUACAAAUUCCUAAAGGAGUGUGCCGGCGAGCCCCUGUUUUCCCUCUUCUGCGCCAUCAAGCAGCAGAUGGAGAAAGGCCCUAUCGACUCCAUCACAGGAGAGGCACGCUACUCUCUCAGCGAGGACAAGCUCAUCAGGCAGCAGAUCGACUACAAGACACUGGUGGUGAACUGCAUUCACCCGGACAACGAGAAGAGCCCAGAGAUUCAGGUGAAAGUACUGAACUGUGACACAAUCAGCCAAGUGAAGGAGAAGAUCCUGGAUGCCAUCUACAAGAACGUUCCUUAUUCUCACCGCCAGAAAGCCUCAGACAUGGAUCUAGAGUGGCGUCAGGGCAGAGGGGUUCGGAUCAUCCUGCAGGACGAGGACAUGACCACGAAGAUCGAGAGUGACUGGAAGAGGCUCAACAUGCUGUCUCAUUACCAGGUGUCUGAUAACGCACUGGUGGCCCUCGUACCAAAGCAGGUCACCGCCUACAACUCUGUUAACAACUCCACCGUCUCCAGGACGUCUGCUAGCAAAUACGAAAACAUGAUCAAAUACACAGGCAGCCCAGACAGCCUGCGCUCUCGUACACCCAUGAUCACACCUGACCUGGAAAGUGGAGUCAAAGUUUGGCACCUGGUGAAGAACCACGAGCACGGAGACCAGAAGGAAGGCGACCGUGGCAGCAAGAUGGUCUCCGAGAUUUACCUGACCAGACUGCUGGCUACCAAGGGCACGCUGCAGAAGUUUGUAGACGACCUGUUUGAGACCAUCUUUAGCACGGCGCACCGAGGAAGCGCCCUCCCCCUCGCCAUAAAGUACAUGUUCGACUUCCUGGACGAGCAAGCCGACAAGCACGGCAUCCACGACCCUCAUGUCCGGCACACAUGGAAGAGCAACUGCCUACCUCUGAGGUUUUGGGUGAACGUGAUUAAAAAUCCCCAGUUUGUGUUCGACAUCCAUAAGAGCAGCAUCACGGACGCCUGCCUUUCUGUCGUGGCGCAGACCUUCAUGGACUCCUGCUCCACAUCUGAGCACCGCCUGGGUAAAGACUCGCCCUCCAACAAGCUGCUGUACGCCAAGGACAUCCCCAGCUACAAGAGCUGGGUGGAGAGAUACUACUCGGACAUCAGUAAGAUGCCUGCCAUCAGCGACCAGGAUAUGAACGCUUACCUGGCUGAGCAAUCCCGUAUGCACAUGAACGAGUUCAACACCAUGAGCUCCCUCAGUGAGAUCUACUCAUACGUGGGAAAAUAUGCAGAGGAGAUUGUGUGCGCGCUGGAGGAGGACGAUGGUGCCAGGAAACAGAGACUGGCCUUCAAGCUGGAACAGGUGGUCGCCUUCAUGAGCCUGGAGAGCUGAGGACCACGUUUCCCAGAGCGCACUGGGACCGCCGUCAGAAAACUAGGGAAAAAAAAAAAACCGAGCCGUGCCUGAGCACCUGUACAUCUUCUGUUUUCUCGCAAACUUCCUAUCAACCAAGCAACCAAGAUUCCGUAUCACAUUAAAGCUCUGCUUCCUAGAUGACUAGAAACGGGCCAAGGAGCUGGAGACUGCUACGUUACCCAUGAUGCAACAGGGAGGGAGGGAGGGUUGGGUCUCUGAAUGUGCUGCCUGUGAAAUCCUCUCUCCUUCCCCUGGGAAAAUGUUAAAAAAAAAAAAAUAAUGUUACGUUUAUGUUGCCUUUAAAAAUAUAGCUGUUAAGCAAAGUGUUUCACAUCCACAACGUUGGUGUUCUCAUCUUCUCGACUAGGGUUGUGUGUGACACUACGAUAGAGUCUAAAUGUAGUACCAAAACACAGAAAGAACACACUUUUGGUACAUUAUCUGACCAGAAAAACUUGAAGUUCAUUGAGUUUACAAGACAGAAAAAGAAAAAAAGACACACUGGGAACAUUCAAAAUGGAGUUCUUGGCACGUCUGGGACGCUGACUGUCUGUGGCACAUUACCAAACUGGACCUUAAGUUACGGAAACGAGCGCAAGAAAAAAAUAUUACAGGUUUGAUCACCUCUGAUGAAAGCACACACACACUCACACACACACACACACACCUUAGUCCAGCUGUGAGGGCUUCCUCUGGGCUUUUUUUUGGGUGAGGUUUAAGGAUCACCAUCCUCUAAAACAAGCACAUAUUCUGUAGCUGCCUCAGAUUCAUAACCUCUACUAGAAUUAGUCGCUGAUACGGGGAUUGUUGUGUUGUGUGUAAGAAAUGAGUCGUUCACUGCCACAGAGUUUGCAGUUACACAAAUUACAUGAGGAAUGAAAAAAACCAAAGGAGAUGAUGUGAUGAAGUGAUGAAGGUGCCCAUUUUUUUAAGUGGCAGAAACCCAGACACGCAACCAAAGGUCUAUCUGCUAUCUGAUCCUCGGACAAAAAAAACGUCCUCGUUGGUAAGACUUUGUUUGUACACGUGAGGAAGCCUGUGUAACGUGGACACUUCUUUGGCAGCAUCCUCAGCUGGGGAAAUCUUUAAAAAAAAACAAAAAGAAGUCCCCGAACAGCAACCUGUGACAGAGACUCUGAAACGAUGGACAAAAAAAAGUGAUACAGACACCUCUGAAGCACCGUUCUGUCCUUCAGCCUCUGACCUUUGACCUUUCUUUUGCCUUGACAGAGUGCUCCAUGUGGUGAUUUGAGACCAAUGUGUGGAGAUCCACCUUUGGGUACUUUAUCGGCUUUUUUUAAGCGCAUGUACUUCAAUUUAAACUUGAUUAAAAAUGAAAAAAAAAAAACAACGGAACCUUAGAGAAAAAUAAGCCUUGCUAAAAUGAUGAUGUGGAUGUGUUCUUUUCUUUCUUUUGCUUGGAAGAACAAGACAGGGAGAUGAAAAAAAAAAAAAAAUUAAAAAGCGACCAUCUAAAGCCACAACUUCUGUUAAGGUGGAACCUUUAUCCGACUCAGCCGGUCAUCCUCAUGUUUUCGUGAAAGUGUUAAAUAAACAGUUAUAAUACUGCUAAUAAGAUCAUACCGUAAUCGAGUAUAGUAUAUUAUACCCUUUGCAUGUUGACCUAUUUGGAUGUUAUGAAAUGAAACUGCCUUGCAAUCGAAGCUAUUUAUCUGAUACUACUAGGAAUUUCUGACUUUUAAGAAGAAUCGUUUUGUUUAGAUGAUCAACAGUUAGACGUCACGUCAGCAAUCAUCUGUCAUGAAGAAACGUCACAGUCCCUCAGGUAGAUUAUUUAGCCGUUAGCCGUUAUCGUCCAUGUUCACGUUGAACAGCUGCACAAUACACAUUACUAUUACUGCUGCACCAUGAAAAACAUGCAAAUGCACCUUUCGAUUUUUUUAUACGCCAUCCUACGUCGAUUUCCUGACCAGGACUGUUUACUGACAUUUUUUAUCUUAUUUUUUUAAGUAGCUAUUUUUAUUUUUGUGGUGCUUCACUCUUAGAAAAAAAAAAAAAGAUUUGGAUGGUUGUUAUGUAGUUCACAGUUCGAUUCAGAAAGCUUAUUGUCAUUGUGUUACACACAGUGAAAUUAGUUAGUUACAAAAAUACUUCAAAACAAAAAGGACAAUAAUUACACAAUAAAUGUCGUUACAAGAGAACAAGAGUACAAAAACAACACAAGUGCAAAGUACAAGACAUAUAUAAGGCAACUGUUGUACUUGUGAUAAGGGUUCUUAAAAAGGUUCUCGUUUGGAACCCUUGCUGAUUGUGAAUAACUCUGUUGUCGGGUUCUACGCAGAACCUUUCAUACAACCGAAGAAUCCUUAAAGCAUAUAAUCCUACAAGAAGCAGCCAUUUUGUAAUAAACAAAUAAACUUACAUUUUAUUGGUCACAGUGUAGCUUCAACAGCUGAAACAAGUUAAACGUUUCAGAGCAAUGAGUGACGUCAAGCACUUUUUUUUUUUUUUAACCUCCUGACCAAUCAGGUCGCAAGAGAAAAACAAACAUAAAGGACAAAGUGCUGGGGAAAAAAUGACUGCUGUUAGAGAGCGAAUAUGAGGAGAUUUGCAGACGAUAUAUUGAAUUGAAAAUAUUUCAUCGCCAGUUUUCCAAUUAAAAAUAAAAACCUGUGCAGGUUUAGGACGUAAGUCACACAAGCAGCUCAAACUCUGAAUCUCCAGCGAAGAAAAACAACCUCCUCAUCACCAGAGUUACACCAAACUUCAUUUCAGCUCCAUUACUGACACUAAUAAAUCGAAUCUAGACAGAAAGCUAGGAUAGUCACGUAGCUGAUGCCAGCUAGGGCUGGGAAGAGCGUUGCUAUGGUUACAAUUUUCAUAUCAGCCAAAGAAAACAGUGUGAAAACAGCUUAAAGGAACCUUAGGCCUAAAAAUGUAACCUUUAAUUUCAAAAAAUAUCAUGAAUAUAGUCUAAUUUAUCUAAUAUUUUUCAUUAUAGGAUUAUUAUAAAAUAAAUAUGAUUAUUAAACCUAGGACAGUGUUACUUAUUUCAAGCUUGUAAUAUCUCAUUUUUAUUGCAGAUACUUGUGCUACUUUCUAGAAAUAAGACACUGUCUGACAAUAAAACAAGUUUGAAAUAUAGUGAAAAUGUCUGAAAAAUAAGGUUUAAUAAUUGUAUAUUUGGUUUAUGGUUUAUUUUAAUCACAUAAUGAGAUAUUUUUUGAUAAAUUUGACCAUACUCAAGAUGUUUUUUUAUGUGGUAAGAUUUACCCUUUGGCGUGCUAAACCUUUUUUUUUUCUAAGAGUGUACUGGUUACAAUAAAGCACCAGCUGAAUGUAAAUAAUUUAGGUCCUGAAUGACUUUGCGUAGAAAUGUAGUGAGUUUUCGUUUGGUUCGUAAUUCUGUUUCGUUCUUGAUUUCAUGCCUGUGACUGGUUUGAGCUCGAGUCUAAAACACUUUGAGCUCGAGUGUCUUGAAGAGUCACUGAAACACACAGAGGUAUCAGGAGGCAGAGCUCUGACGCAGACUUUCUGAUGUCCUGAUGUAAAAAUAUCCAACAAGCAGUCCUGCUUUACAUUUGACGCACUGAAAAAAACGUAAAUGUGAAACUCAUGAGUCACUGAUUGUGAAGCUGCCUGUGCUGAAGAAGGCUUGCUGUCCAAUAUUCAAUUGUGGAUUGUUAUUCUUUAGUCUAAAGCGAGAGCAGGAUUCAGAUCAACCGUCAAUCACAGUAUUUACUUGAAAAAUGAUCUCAAAUCCGUUUAAAACAAAGCGACUGCCUCCAUGAUACGCCUGUGUCCUGUUUUAUAUCCAUCUUUUACGUACUGCCACGUGUUGUUGGCUGAACCCCAGCCUUCUGUCUGUCUGUCUGUCUGUAACGGACCUGAUAAAGCUUCCACCUUUAACAUUUUGUAAGACUUAAAAUGUCCUUCUAGCUCAGUGUUAUAGCAGGUGUUUCAGAAACCCGUUAGAAAAGACUUUUACUAUUUCCAUAUCGGAUGAGAGAUAACAGAAUUAUCCUAACAGGAAGAGGAGGAGGAGGAGGAGGAGGAGGAGGAAGAGGAGGAGAAGUGAGACGGGCGGAAAGGCGAGCUUCUCUAACUUUGUUAUAAUUAAUUGUAUACCUGUGUAUGUAAAUAUAAUGCAUUCCUAUUUUGCAGUCAAGGACAAAAUACUAUUUGUAAAAUAGAAUAAACUUUAUUAUGAAAAAUGUG